This is a messenger RNA of Epinephelus moara (kelp grouper), 3300 nucleotides long. Its product is annotated as MAP7 domain-containing protein 1-like. NCBI's taxonomy places the organism in Eukaryota, Metazoa, Chordata, Actinopteri, Perciformes, Serranidae. The record is from RefSeq and is a predicted model, not a curated record. The coding region runs from base 295 to 2724 and encodes 809 amino acids. Gene Ontology annotation, biological process: microtubule cytoskeleton organization. Gene Ontology annotation, cellular component: microtubule cytoskeleton. The transcript has 18 exons.
UGAAGCUUUUUAUUCCCACACUGUAGAUUUUCCACUGAAGACUCGCCGGAUAGGACCGAGCCUGUAACUGUAACGAGACACUGGCGACAGUUUAUUAUAAUUUAACAUUUCACACAUUCCCCUCCUGUUUUCAGUCGGAUCCUGUUUUUAUUUCCACAUAAUUUUUUGUUCACUUUUUCUUCUAUUCCGGUUGGAUUUACAAAGGGCGUGUUGGGGCGAUCUGUACCGGGAGUUUCAUCUCCUGUACUUGUGCGACUCUGAGGAAUGACAGCAACUGGGAAUCGAUCCGCCUGAAUGGAAACAAUGGAUUAUAAGGAGCUGGGACAUAAUUUCGAGGAGAAGCUGACACUAACAGACAAAUCUCUGCCCCUGCAGAACGAGUCUCAGUCCAUCCAGAAUGGGGACAAGACUUUGGGGAAGGACCUCCCGACUUCAGAUGACUCCGCCAUCACAGAUCUCUCUCCUAAAACAGACUCCAGCCCCAUAACAGAGACCCCCACCAAGACAGAUGACUCCUCCAAGACGGAUGCGAGGCCAUCCACCCCGGGCAGCAGCCCUCAGCCCAAGAAAGAUUCAAUGACGUCAGAGCAACGACAGAAACUCGCCAAGGAGCGGAGGGAGGAACGAGCCAGAUAUAUCGAGCAUCAAACUCAGGUGCAAGCGGCGAAGAAGGCCCAGUGGCUGGAGAAAGAGGAGAAGGCCCGACGUUUGAGGGAGAGCCAGCUGGAGGAUCGCAGGAGGAAGCUGGAGGAGCAGAGGCUGAAGGCUGAGAAACGCAGAGCUCUGCUGGAGGAGAAACAGAGACAGAAACUAGAAAAGAACAAGGAGAGAUAUGAAGCAGCUAUCAAGAGGUCGACAAAGAAGACGUGGGCCGAGAUCCGCCAGCAGAGGUGGUCCUGGGCGGGCGGACUCAACCAGACCUCCCGCAGAGAAAGCAGAUGCUCGGCCUCCACGGUCAACUUGCCGAGACAGGUGGACCCUGUCAUUAACAACAGGCUGUCCAAGUCCUCUGCCACGCUCUGGAACUCCCCCAACAGAACCCGCAGCCUGCGUCUGAGCCCGUGGGAGAGCCGCAUCGUGGAACGGCUCAUGACGCCGACACUGUCCUUCUUGGCCCGCAGCCGCAGUGCCGCCACCCUCCUCAACAACAGUGACUCUCACUCUCACCACUGCUCCCGUUCAGCCUCCGCCAGCCCGCUGAAUGCCUGCUCCCAUCACCACCCGCACCAGAAUGCCGAGCGCUGGAGGGUCUCCUCCGCCAGCACGCCAGACAUCACCCAGCGCCAGCGCCGGCGAAACUCCACACCGGUGGACAAAAAGAAGAAAGAGAAGAAAGAUAAGGAGAGGGAGAAUGAAAAAGAGAAGAACGCUCUCACAAAAGACAAAGUGCAGAAGAAGAGACAGACGACAUCACCCACCACCACCAUGACCCAGAGAUCCAGGCCAGAGGCCAGCACCCCGAAGCCCAAAAACAGACCUCCAUCACCCGCCCCCAAGAGUCGGCCUCUGUCCCCCCUGGUGCCAGCCGCAGCAGCAGCCUCCAAAACCCCCACGGGCAAGAAGACACCUCCUCCUGGCACCAAGACCCGACCCAAACGAGCUCAGACGCCUGCCAGGGUGCAGGCCCAGACGGUCACUGCAGUUGCCGUAGAAACAGGCCACGAACCCCAGCAGCCCGAUGCUCCAGAGGAGAAAAAGAACUCUGGUAAUGUUCCCGCCAUCGUGGUGUCCUCUGUACCAGUUACGCCUCCUUCCCUCAGCCCAGUGGUCGUAUCAGCGGCCUCUCCAGCUGCUCCAAAUGUGGAGCCGGUUGCCUCCAAUGCCUCUCCUGCAGCAGCCUCCACCAGUAAUCCUUCUCCUUCUCCUGCACCCUCCGCUGCUGCCGCUGCUGCCUCCACCACCACCACCACUCCAGCUGUACCGGCAAGCAAGCCGUCAGCCGGCACCAAUGACCCAGAAGAGGCUGCUCGUGUCCUGGCGGAGAAACGUCGACAAGCUCGGGAGCAGCGGGAGAGGGAGGAGCAGGAGCGUCUGGAGCAGGAACAAAGGAACAGGAUCCUCCGGGAGGAGGCGAUGGCCCGGGAGGCGGAGGAGAGGAAGCGCAGAGAGGAGGAGGCUCGAUUCAUGGCCGAACAGCAGCGUCUGAGGGACGAAGCCCAGCGAGCUCAAGAGGAGAAGGAGGCGCAGGAGAGAGCCAAGGCCGAGCAGGAGGAGAACGAGAGGCAGCAGAGACAGAGGGAGGAGGCCGAAGCCAAAGCCCGCGAGGAGGCCGAACGUCAGCGCCUUGAGAGGGAGAAACACUUCCAGAAAGAAGAGCAGGAGCGUCUGGAGAGGAAGAGGCGCCUGGAGGAGAUAAUGAAAAGGACUCGGAAAAGUGACGCAGGAGAAAAGAAGGAUGUGAAAGCUUCUCCACAGGUCAACGGCAAAGACUCGGAGCUCAGUAAGGCAGCUGGAAGCCUGCAGAGUCCCGGUGCAGUGAUCCUCGGCCCGUCACAAAGCGUGUCUGGUCCUGUUGUAAACGGAGUCCAGCCCGCUGCUCACCAGAACGGUGUCUCCGCCAAUGGAGCUGACUUCGAGGAGAUCAUCCAACUGAACAAAAGCGGUAACCCGGCACAGACUCAGAGCGGGCUGGUCAGCGAGCCCAUCCUGGCAUUCGAGGGCGGAGAGCCCUUCCUGAUGAAAACAGGCCCUAUGAAGCCUCAGCAUGUUGCAGAGGUCCUGUGAAUUCACACACAUCUCCAUGGAGACGAGCCUUAUGUCUCUGCUUGAGCUAAGAGAUUCAUGCCACGCCACAGCGGCUUAUAAAAAAAAAUCGUGUGCCAAACAAACAAUGAACUGCGCUGAAAUCACAUUUUACAGUAUGUGCCGCCAGAGGACAACGAGGAGCUUCUCAUCUGAAAUAUAAAAAAACAUGCAACAAGUAUUCUCUGUCUCCACCACGUGUUCUGGUGCAGCAUCUGUCAAAGUUUUAUUGAAAUGUCACAUGCAGAUUUUAUGGUGCACCUUAAAGAUGACUGACUGUGUAACAAAUUUUAGAAAAUAAAGUAUAAGAUCCUGGAAAUACAUAAUAUUUGACAAUGGUUGUUAUUAUUACCGUCGUUAUGAUAUUGUUAUUGUUAUCUUAAGUUGAACAGUGUGUGUGUGUGUGCGUGUUUGUUGUUUUUCGUCUUGAAUUAUUGAGUUAUUUAACAUGGGGAGCAUUGUAAGGACCGGCCACAGACAGUGUAUGUAAAUGUAUAAUGAGCCUGGCUGCCUAGGCCUCCUGUUAUAGGGGAUCUGUGAAAUAAAGCUUUAUGAAAG